Lathyrus oleraceus (garden pea) is the source of this 813-nucleotide messenger RNA. RefSeq lists its product as uncharacterized. The record is from RefSeq and is a predicted model, not a curated record. Lineage: Eukaryota; Viridiplantae; Streptophyta; Magnoliopsida; Fabales; Fabaceae. Bases 1 to 813 code for a protein of 270 amino acids. The transcript has a single exon.
AUGUCAUUACCUCCUGGUUAUGCCAGUAGACAAAGGUAUUCCAAAUUAUCUUCUGUACUCAUCUCUUUGGGGUACAAACAAUCUGUUUCUGAUCACUCUUUAUACACCAAGUCUACUAAUAGUGAAUUUACUGCAGUAUUAGUAUAUGUGGAUGAUAUAGUAUUAGCUGGAAAUUCUUCUCAAGAAAUUCAAGUUGUUAAACAUUUUCUAAAUCAGAAAUUCAAAAUCAAAGACCUUGGAAAACUUAGGUAUUUUUUGGGGCUUGAGAUUGCAAGGUCUCCCAAGGGUAUUUUUGUUAAUCAAAGAAAGUAUACCCUUGAAUUAUUGCAAGAUGUUGGUCUUUUGGCAACAAAAUCAUCUAAAAUUCCUUUCAAUCCAACUACCAAACUGUCUAGUACUGAUGGUGCUCUUUUAGAGGAUCCUUCAUCUUAUAGAAGACUCAUAGGAAGGCUUCUUUAUUUGACCAAUACCAGACCUGAUAUUUCAUUUUCUGUACAACACUUGAGUCAAUUUGUUUCUAAGCCUCUGGUUCCUCAUUAUGCAGUUGCUACUACAAUUUUGAAGUAUCUUAAAUCUGCCCCUGCAAAAGGUUUAUUUUCCCCUGUUUCUAGUUCUUUAAAACUGACUGGAUAUGCAGAUUCUGAUUGGGCAAGAUGUCAUGAAACUAGAAAAUCAAUUAUUGGUUAUUGCGUGUUUAUUGGUUCCUCGUUAAUUUCCUGGAAAUCAAAGAAGCCGAAUAUUGUUUCAAGAUCCUCCACUGAAGCAGAAUAUAGGGCACUAGCUUCCCUCACUUGUGAAAUUCAAUGGUUGUAG